Symbiodinium necroappetens is the source of this 3303-nucleotide messenger RNA. Lineage: Eukaryota; Dinophyceae; Suessiales; Symbiodiniaceae. The record is from the annotation of a GenBank genome assembly.
AUGGAUGCACAAGACGUCAUUGACAUGGUCGAGUUGGAUGAUUUUACGGUCAAGGAAGUGCAGACUGGCUGGAAGAUCAUGGACCAGAAGGGUGCCUUCUUGGAGUUCUUCGAGAGUUUGAAAGGAGUGGCUCCUCGCUCGGCGCCGAUGCUAAAGCGUGCCCAUGCCGCGUGGGAAGCCUUCGGGAAGCUCGUUGCUGGGCUUGGCGAGGCAAGCCAGCUGCGAUCAAGCAUGGAGUUUUGUGCUCUCAGGCACAUGAGUGUGGCUCUUCAGCAGUCUGAUGUGGACAGCUUCAAAGCGGUUCUUCUCGAUGUGUGCAGCAACAAGCUUGCGGCCCUCCUCACACCAGAGUUCCAGUUCGGUGUCUCAAUGCUGGUUGAUUCAAUGGGCAGGACUAUGCUUCGCACCCGGAACAAGUUCGAGACGCGUCUGCGAAUCCUGCACACAAGCUGGACUGCCUUGGAACACUCGGAGGGCGAGAAGGUAGAUGUUGAUUCGCCUUGUCCGCCUGACUCUCCCGAUGAAGAAGGUGAACCGCAGAGUGAUGACAACGGCCCCGUGUCGCCUAGUGAGAGGAGUACGGGCGAGCGCAAGCACAGGAAGAGCUUGGCCAGUGUAGGAUCCGUUCAUGUGCCACGGUCAUUCCAUGACAUGGUUCUUUUCAACGCUUCCGUGAUGAACAUGGGCGAGAAUACCUGGUUUGAAGAGAUGCUCCGAUCCCUCCGAGCGCUCGUGCCGAACUGUGGAAACAUCUCCAGGUUGCAAGAAGAAUGUGAUUUGCUCUGCUUGGCAUUGGUGCAUUGUGAAAAUGUUGAGCUCAGCAACUUCAAGCAGGUCAUGCUGGCAUCCCUUCGAUCCCUUCUCCCUUCGCAGUGGAACAUGGAGCACGAGAAUGCUUGGUCCUGGUUUUGGGACGGUGUAGAGACGAGGUUGACGACCGGCAUGCCACUUUCCUCUGUUUACAUGAAUCACUUGCAGUCUUUCUUACGAAUGGACGAGGAAGCUUGCUCUGCUUUCAAGAUGGAGGUGUUCGAGACUUUCUUUGCCACCUGCGAGCAGUCACAAGAGUACCUAAAGGCAUCCAACGCCAAGCUGCAGUUCAUUGCAGGGAGGAUCCUCGACAUCAUGACGGACAUGUUCCGAACCCCGCAGUCCGCCGUGAAAGACAUCUCCGCCCUUGGCUUGCUUCAUGCUGGAUACGGGGUGCGGGAAGAGCUCAUUCAGCCAUUCGUCACUGCUUUCAUGACCGCCGUGAAGAAUGCCUGUCCGGAGGAAAGCUGGAUAACGGGUGUCCGGUGGACCUUUGAAGUGGUCAGCCGCACUUUAGCCCGGACCAUGGCGGAGGGCUCUACUGCCGUCAUGCGCUCCAUCACCAAAAACUCCGCCAAACAGCUCGAGGAAGCUGUAGCCUCAGCACCCAGAGGACAGCGGGAGCAGAUGCUGCUACGGGUGCAGGUGGGUACGGAGUCCAUCUCUCCAGUUCUCUGGGCCAUCCAAUCUGGUGCCUUGCAUUCCGCAGAGGCCAUCCUUAAGGACUUGUUGACCAUCCGUGCCGACCGUGCCCGCUACUACUAUGGUAUGGAGGGCUUGUGGGACCGGCACCCGGACAUCGUCCCGCUGCUAUGCAAGCAGGCACCCUCCCUGAUGGAGCCAUUGCUAGAUGGCUUGAUGUGGCGAUCCAAGCAGAUCAAGGGCGGCGUGCGUAGGGUGAACUACUACAUCAGCCGUAUCUUGGUGGAGGAAGGGGGGCUGGCCCCUUCUAUGCAUCAACUGGUCAAGCACAGUGACCCUACUUUGCUGUGUCACCCAUGCACACGCUUUGUUUUCGAUCUCCUUUGGGCCAAAAUGUGCUGCUUUGCCUUCAUCGUCACCAAGCUGUGGUUCGUGCUCACUCUGGUGGACUUCGUUGUCGGCUUGCAGUAUGGGAUCCUCAUGUUCGAUUCAGCUGGGCCCGGCAGAUGGGCAUUGAUCGGCUGCAGACUGUUCAUGUACAUCUUCAGCUUGGGCCAGCUGUUUAUCAAACAUACUACGCAGUUUGCACAUGCCUACAAGGAGGGCCGGACACUGCGGUGUUUCAAAUGCUUCAGGGUGCCUGCAUACCUUUUCUCUUCCAGACAGGAGUUCGUGGAGUUUGUCUUGGCGGUCUUUUUGUUUGCCAUGUUAACGAUGGAGCCUUUCCUUCAUUGCCUCAAUGUCGAUGAUCGGUUCGUCACGAACUGUUGCGAGCACGGUGAAUUCUAUUGCAGCCUCUCUGACAACUACGACCGCAUCUCCACGAUCCCCAUGCUUCUGUACUUCAUCUUGGCCUCAGACCUCGUUCAUCUCAACAUCCAUUUGUCCAGCUUCGUCGUGAUUUGCACGAGCCUUUGGUGGGAGUUUGUUCUCUACUUGGGCGCGUUGGGAUUCGUGGCAACAGCGUUCGCCAGCGCCAUUGCGUGCCUCCCACAGACAGGGGCUGAUGACAGCGUUCAGCUUCGUGACUUCUACCACUGGCCGUCUGCAUUCCAGUCGCUCCUCUCAAUGUCGCUCAGCAUGUACAGCGGAAACAGCUUCGAGGAGAUCAACACUGCAACAGAGGUGCCCCUGAAGUGGUGGAUCAUAGCAUUCGGGGCUUGUUGGCACAUCUUCCUCACGAACUUGAUGAUUGCACACUUCUGUGAGUCCUACCGUGGCAUCUUCCAAGAUGCUAUGGGCCAUGCCUGGCUAACACGCGGCACUCUCAUCUUGGAGACAGCGAUGCCCCUGGUUUCCCUCAAGAAAUGGAAGGGAUUCGUGGAGUCAUUGAAGCUCGAGGAGCCCUGUGAGCUCGACGAGGGGGAUGUGGGACCACGUGGAGGCGUGGCCACCGCAGAAGGCCCUUUCGAACACCUAAAGAGUCCCGGCGUGGAGUUGGAUCGGGUCCGGCGCUUCGGUGGCCUCGCCUCCAUUGAGCUUCCCUGGCCCGAGGAGAAGGCAGACAAGGAGGACGACUCCGAAAAGCUUCAGAAGAUGACCUGUCAAAGGUUCGAUGAGCAGGACCGCAUGUUGAGGGAGAUCUGCAUCAAGCUUGGAAUCCGAGCCUCCGGCUUGACAGGCUCCUCACCGGGAUCCAUCAUGGCCCAGUCACAGGCUUCCGAUAGGCCCAAGGCAAGAUUCGAUGUGCUCGAAGGAUCGAGCUCCAUCCCGGCAGAGGAUGUCCUGGAAGAGAACAGCGAUGCCACGGAACUCGUGGAGGAUCCGAGUCGCCACAACAGCAUGCAGAGCCCAAAGAGCUUCGGUCGCCUUGGCAGCCAGCCCUUCACUUCUGACCCGGUGGUCGACUGA